This is a messenger RNA of Physcomitrium patens, 773 nucleotides long. Its product is annotated as ribulose bisphosphate carboxylase small subunit, chloroplastic. The record is from RefSeq and is a predicted model, not a curated record. NCBI's taxonomy places the organism in Eukaryota, Viridiplantae, Streptophyta, Bryopsida, Funariales, Funariaceae.
CCAUUUCUUACCUGUUAUCAGAGUAGUCUUGACUGUACCCAUCUCGCUCCAUCUUCCCCUCCUCGUGCAUUCUCAAAGCUCAGAGCCAUGGCCUCCAUCAUCGCUGCAUCCUCCGUCGUGGCCCCUGCUGCUUUGAGCGCUGCCUCAUCGGCUGUGUCGACCUCCGAGUCGACCUCCGUCAAGGCCUUCUCUGGCCUCAAGAGCACUACCUUGUUCUCCAGCAAGGCCCAGACCUUGAGCUCUGUCCAGAAUGGCAGCCGUGUGCAGUGCAUGCAGGUGUGGAACCCCAUCGGGAUGACCAAGUUCGAGACCUUCUCCUAUUUGCCCCCAUUGUCUGACGACGCCAUCGCCAAGCAGGUGGAGUACAUGAUCCAGCAGAAGCUUAUCCCCUGCCUCGAGUUCGAUGUGAACGCCAACGGUGUGUCCCGUGCCAAUAACUCAUCCCCCGGAUACUACGAUGGUCGCUACUGGACCAUGUGGAAGCUGCCCAUGUUCGGAUGCCAGGACUCCGCCCAGGUGUUGAGGGAGAUUGAGGAGUGCAAGAAGACCUUCCCCGGCUGCUUCGUGCGCGUGUUAGGCUUUGACAACGUGAAGCAGGUGCAGAUCUGCGGCUUCUUGGUUGCCAGACCCAACUAAGCCAUUCGUCGACACUAAUCACGUAGGUGAUUUUAGGGCCUUGGGAUUCUCGUGUUUCCAUGUACCAUUCAAGCCAUUGGCUAUGGAAUAGAUUCUGUGUUUAAUAACAAAUUCUGCUGAGAUGGAUUCACCACAAA